Molecule: messenger RNA, 2791 nt
Organism: Rubroshorea leprosula
Lineage: Eukaryota; Viridiplantae; Streptophyta; Magnoliopsida; Malvales; Dipterocarpaceae
Source: the annotation of a GenBank genome assembly
UUCCAUGUGAAGGUAGGUUAAAUUCAAGAGGCAAAGCAAUUCUACCAAAGUGUAUGAAACCCUUUUUCUAAACUAUACUAAAAGAAACCUCAUCAAGUAGAAAAAACCCUUUGUUUUUUUUCCAUUAGAAAAAAAAUCUUUUUGAUAACCUUGCUCCAGACCCAUUAUAACAGGAGUAGCAAUCAGCAAGAAGAAUCUACGGCAGUAAUGGCACAUAUGACACCUGUUCGCCACCGCUUCCAAACUACUAUGACCACUCAUAUCUAUUCUUCUUUCACCACCACCACCACCCCUAGAAGCAAAGUACCGAUUAUCUACAAAAGUCCAUAUAUCAAAGAAGAUACCCACAGUGAUGCUGUGACUCUCCAAAUCCUCUCAUGGGGCAGAGGUGCAUCAGGCCAACUAGGCGGCGGCAUUGAAGAAAUCAGAAUGUACCCAGCCCCAGUUGGCAAUAUCGUUCUUCCACCUCACUCCUUUUCUCUUCCUCCAGCCCCAGGCCAACUUCUUACUCAAGAGCUAGAGACUCCACAUUCCGUUGGCAUUGGUUGUGGGCUGUUCCAUUCUGGGUUGGUUGUGGACAGGAGACUGUGGAUGUGGGGGAAGGGGGAUGGUGGUCGUCUGGGUUUUGGCAAUGAGAAUCCUGUGUUUCUGCCCACUCUAAACACUUACUUAGAUUCUGUUCACUCUAUUGCUCUUGGUGGCCUCCAUUCUGUGGCACUUACCUCGCUUGGACAGGUGCUCACUUGGGGCUAUGGUGGUUUUGGUGCACUUGGACAUUCUGUUUAUCACCGAGAACUUGUCCCAAGAUUAGUAGAAGGCCGUUGGGUUGGGAAAAUAAAACACAUUGCAACUAGUGGGACACAUACUGCUGCCAUCACUGAAUCAGGAGAAAUUUACACUUGGGGCCGAGAUGAAGGGGAUGGUAGAUUGGGCCUUGGUCCUGAACGGGGUCCAAAUGAGGGAGGUGGACUUAGCAUUCCUUCCAAAGUUAAAGUAUUGCCUGUUCCAGUUGCUGCAGUUUGCUGUGGUGGCUUUUUCACAAUGGCAUUGACUGAGGGGGGGCAACUUUGGAACUGGGGAGCGAACUCCAACUAUGAGCUCGGCAGAGGUGAUAAGAUUGGUGGCUGGAAACCAAAACCAAUUCCCAGCUUAGAAGAUGUUCGUAUUAUCCAGAUAGCAAGUGGUGGAUAUCAUUCUCUUGCAUUGACAGAUGAAGGUAAAGUACUUUCAUGGGGCCAUGGAGGACAAGGUCAGUUGGGUCAUUCUUCUAUUCAAAAUCAGAAGACACCUGUAAUGAUUGAAGCUUUAGCUGAUAAGCGCGUUGUCUACAUUGCUUGUGGAGGUUCAUCUUCGGCAGCUGUUACCGAUGAAGGGAAGUUGUAUAUGUGGGGGAAUGCAAAAGAUUCUCAACUUGGAGUUCCUGGCCUGCCAGAGAUACAACCACGACCUGUUGAAGUUAACUUUCUGAUGGAAGACGAUGAGCUAGGAUCCCACAAUGUGCUGUCUGUUGCUGUUGGAGCAUCACAUGCCAUGUGUUUGGUUUUAAGGUCUAGUUAAAGAGGGUAAGAAAAUUGGAAGAUUUUCUUUACAUACAAAUUUCAGGAAAUAGGAAUGAGCAUUUUGGAGGAUGAGGCAUUUUGGACGGAUCUGAAUACUUUGAGGCCCAACUCAUUCCAGAACCUAAUGAUCUGGAGAUAGAUGUGGAUCUCUGUUUCCUAGAGGUUGUUACCUCUUCCAGUUGUAAGAAAUAAGGGCAUAAUCUGAUCUUUGCUUCCAACAGGCUAGCCUAUCAGGUUUGGGUUUUAUUUUGAAAAUUACCAAUGCUCAAACCUGCUGCUACAACUGACGAGUCCUUGAGAAGGUUUUUAUUUUAUUUUUAUUUUUAUUUUUGGUUCUACAACGAUUUGAAUGUCUACGACUGACCUUGAGGUGGGCUUAGGCUCUCAUACCGUGCAAUAAUGAUGUUUUUUUGGGUCACUUCACUUAAAUGGCAUCCUUCAUAUGCACAAGUUUUGCCCGUACUGUCUUUUGAUAUAUUUUUUGUGACAAAUGUAUAAUUGAUCCUUCAAUGCUGUCGUGAUCACUUGUGAUUUGUUGCUCAUAUAGAAACCGGAUGAUAUGAAGAUGGAUGAUAGGCUUUAGUGAAAAUGGAAUUUUUUUUCUCCCUUCUUCUCUACGAAAAUCUGUGUGGCGCUUGAAUCAGUUGAGGAAGAUUGUCCGGGAGAUCUCUGGGGAAGAAAGCCGAUCAAUUUAAGAGGAUCUAGACAUGUCGGCGCUUUUCAAUUUCCAUUCAUUUCUAACGGUUGUGUUAUUGGGGAUUUGUACUUGCACUUUUUUGAAGAUGCAAUUCCCGGCAAUCCUAGAGCAGAGAACUGGGUUUCGUGGUUUCUUUUGGAAGGCAGCCAGAAUAGGUGAACGUUUGAGCCCGUGGGUGGCCAUGGGUUGCUUCUCAAUGGGUAUUUCAAUACUCUUUUUCUGAUCACUAAUCAUUUUUUUCAUAUUCAGAAGUGAGUUCCAUCUCUUUUCCAUACUUUGACAGAAUUCAAUAUCAGUGAGGGUUUGUGUUAUAGAAAGUGUGUUGAUAAGAACUGCUUCAAGAAUCACUAGAAAUACUUAUUUUGAAAAUCACGCAAACUCUUAUUUUGAAUUCUGAUUAAUGGCAAUCAUUGUGAUGGAUGGAUAAUUAACAUGUGCCAAAUCAGAUUCCUUGAUCUUAUCAUAUUGAAUCUUUCCCUCCUUCCCUUCAAUAUUUGUUGAAAUUUGUUGGAUUAGAUGCUGGGAUUCUUUUUUA